Plectropomus leopardus (leopard coralgrouper) is the source of this 2108-nucleotide messenger RNA. NCBI's taxonomy places the organism in Eukaryota, Metazoa, Chordata, Actinopteri, Perciformes, Serranidae. The record is from RefSeq and is a predicted model, not a curated record.
ACAGUGCUAAUGCUACCGAAACCGAGGACUUCAACUAAAAUAUACUUCGUUUCAGGUGUUACACGCUGUCAGCCUUUUUCUACAACAGACCUCGUUAGCUUACCGAGCUAAGCUGUCCUGUCAGCGGAGACAUACGAGUUUGGAAGACGCUUCGACAUCGAGAAACACUUCCUAAAAGUCGACUUCUACCAGGAAGAAAACACUUUCCACAGCUUUAUUGUCUGUGUCAUUAUUCAGAGAAACAUGCCGGAGCUGGAGACCUUGCUGGAGGAUGGCCUCAAAUCAGAGUUAAUGCUCCGGCAGCAUCUAAAAGCCCUGGGUGAGACUCUCAGGCAGCAGCUGCAUGAGAUGGAGAAGAGACAAAAAGAGGAGCUUGAGAGGAGGAUUAAUCAGAACUCUCUACUGUCAGCAAAUGUAGACCGAGAGUCUGGUGAUAGAAAUGAACUGAAACAUCAGCCUAAACAUGUUGGAUUGAGGAGACCCACCUCUACAUCUGCCCUGACCUCAGACAAAGAGACUUUGCAUCCCAGACAGUCAGAGAGGCCCAAGUCAGCAUGGCUAUCUUCAAACCAAAAGAAUUGUUCAGUCAUGGCUUCGCUUACAUCUUCCAGGACUCAACCAUGUGAGCGAUUAGGUUUUACUAAAACAACAGAGAUGAGCAAAGAGGAAGAGGCUGAGGCUGAGUGUGAGAAGAAGUUCUGUGCUCUUCCAGUCCCCAGCCAUGUCGUUCAGCCCCUUUAUCAGGAGAUGAUGGAGCUGAGAGAGAAGGAGAGGAAGCAGGGCCAUGAGCAGAGGAGGGACUUCUUGCUCUCCAUUCAAAGACCUUUCAGCUUCCAGGAGAGAGAGAGGGAGAAAAGGGAGAAGCUGAUAGCAAUGUUAAACCAAGUCUCACAUGAUCAGAAAAACAGGGCUGCUACUGUUCGGAAACAUCGUUACAAAGAGGCGAAAGACUCGUCAGAUUCUGAGGCAAAAGACCAGGAGCUUUGCAGACAGGUCCCCUCUUCUUCAACGGUGCAACAUGAGAAUCCCACUGUGUCAGGCAGCCCAAAACUUCGCACUGCUGAGCGUACCAGGAAAGAAAAGCUGGGCUUCCUGGAUGAGAGACCCAGUUUCAAGCCAAAAAUCAUCCAUCAGGUUCCUGAUUUCAGCAGGCUGCACAAAGCUUUGCAGACUGAGGCGCUGAGAAAAAUACAGAGUAAAGAUGUGAUCAAAUGUCAGCCCUUCUGUCUGAGGACAGCAGCUCUUCCUGCAAGACGAAGAAGGAUGAGCCCUGAAAACUCACAGGUACAAACAAUAAGUAAUCUCAGUAGAAGCAAGUCACUUGGGGCCUUAACAUCACUGUCUGCAGAUACAAUUCCCACAUACAUCACAGAUGCUGCGAGGAAGCGCUGCACGGCCAUCAGAAAGUCUAUAGAGAUGAGAGAUAGCAAGAAUCAAGAGACUGCUGACUGGUUGAGGAAGUAUCAAAUGAGGUCCCAGGCCAUGAAGAAGACAGUCACGCUCCAUGCGAGGUUGCUGGACCCACACAGCAGCUUGAAAGAAGUGUAUAAUGACAAAGUACAGCACCAUCGGGAGGCUGACCAACAAAGGAUGAGAGAGUACAUGAGAGAGUUACGGGGUAUGAAAGCACGAGUUAAUGAGCGCCCUUAUUUGUUUCAACAGGUGAAACAGAAAAAUGCGAAGGCUCAUGCAGAACAGAUAUACAAGAACAAGCUGAAGAAAGCCGGCUUGCAGGAGCAGUUUGUUGAAGAAAAUGGAGAAGCAGUUGGAGGUACAUCAACAGAGUCUGAGGAGGAUAAAGACGAGAACCGCAGCGCCGAAAAUGAGAUUCCCAGCAGGGAAGAAAAUGUAGACGACAGGGAGAAAAUUGAAGAUGUGGAAGGGAAGAGCGUGAAGUCCAAAGGGGAAGAAAUGCCAUGAUCAAAAAGGUUCAGGCGGCACAGAGUUUUUUAUGGCCUCUCCGCUAGAAAACAACGCUGUCCUCAAAAAUGAUUCAUGUCACAGCUAACUAUCCGCACAGAGCAUUUGAUAGUUUAAGAUGUGCAAUUACGAAUUAUGAAAUGACAAAACAUCUGGACUUUACAAUCACAAAUGUUAGGGAUUGCAAA